Messenger RNA from Periophthalmus magnuspinnatus, 2134 nucleotides. RefSeq names its product sulfotransferase 2B1-like. The transcript has 7 exons. The coding region runs from base 1268 to 2116 and encodes 282 amino acids. Gene Ontology annotation, cellular component: cytoplasm. Gene Ontology annotation, biological process: sulfation. NCBI's taxonomy places the organism in Eukaryota, Metazoa, Chordata, Actinopteri, Gobiiformes, Gobiidae. Gene Ontology annotation, molecular function: sulfotransferase activity. The record is from RefSeq and is a predicted model, not a curated record.
GCAAACUGCGGCUGGGCAAAAAAUCAAUUACAUCGCUUAAUCUGAUUUUAUGUUCAAAUCGAUGAAUGAAUAUGGGGAUCAAUGCAAGUGCAGAUCUUCAUGGACUGAGGAGGUGUGUAACGUCAAACAGCAUCCCCCGCCUUUUUGUGGAGAUGGAUGUAACCAUUUUGCUACAUGGACAAAGCAGUUCCAGGCAGCUGUCCCUGCGCAAACUUGGCUGACUAUGAAACUAUGUCAUGACCUUGGCCGCCCUUUUGCCCAACCGGCUGGAUGGUGCUGCAUUGCUGUUGUGGGACAGCCUUCCUCCAUCUGAGCAGUGUGACUUUGAGCUUGGGAAGGAGAAACUCAAUGACAUGUUCAGACAGAAAGCUUUCUUAUUGUACUUUUAAACUUGUGUUUCUGCUCAUCAUCAGCGGGCUAAUGACAGUUUGGAGCUUUACGCCACAGAUGUUUCAUGGCUUGUUAUCCGAAGAAUACUGAAAGAAUUGUUGCCUCCAGCCUUUUACCAUAGUAACUGAUCACAAACAACUGCUUGGCCUGAGAAGACUUCCCGUUGAUAAUGACAGUACGACCUGGUGAUUGUUGAAGACUGGAGUGAACCAUACAAAUGCUAAUGCUUUGUCUGGUUGUCCUGAGCCCUCUGCGACUUCAGUGAGCUCUGGGCCAAAGAUUGUGGAUCCAGUAGAUCUCGUCCCUAGUGCUGUGUAGGCUGGGAGGCAACAAACGCUGGUGCACCUGAUUCUCAUGAGCCCACUGCGCUUACUGAUGUGAUCGUGGUUCAAUUCCGCUUUCAGGAUGGUUCGGACAUAGGACGGCUUCAGCAGGAGGAUUCAGACAUCAAAUGGGUUCUUGAGUGGCUUAAGGACGGCCAUCUUCGGUGAGAUUUAGAGGUGCUGGUAAGAGUCUCUGGGUUUUGUGGCAGGAAUUUCCCCCUAUGACUCUGGUUGAUGGGACUCAGCAGACUGUGUGACCAGUGUUGAGCUUAUUCAAGACGCAGAUCACUGUUGAGGACUUCUGUUUUUUUGUUUUUUUUUUCAUUUGUAUCAAAAUGACUACUUGGCACGGGAGAAUUAAGGAAAUAAAACUGAAGAGCGAAGUAAGUACAGAGCAGUGGGCGUGUGCCGGAGCCGGUGAAAAGGAAAUUGAUCGGCAACAUGGCGUCCUGAAAGUUUACACAUGAUGCUCGAUGAUCUGGUUUGACAACUUCUCAAUGCUGAUAAAAGGAUCCACCCAGUCCAAAAAUCCAUUAUGAUCUCAGGUCUCCAACAUGGCUGAUCCCAGUUUCUAUCAUUUGUACCAGGGAAUGUACGUUCCCAAGUUCUUCUACACUUCGGAAGCUCUGAAGCGCUGGGAGGAUUUUACUUUUCGCCCGGAUGAUGUCAUAGUAGCAACGUAUCCCAAAUCAGGUACAAAUUGGGCGCUGGAGAUCGCGCCACUGGUGCUGUCUGGAGGGGACCCCAGCGUGGUGAACUCUGUGGCCACUUGGGAGCGCACUAUCAGGAUCGGAAAUGAGAAGGCCCUAAGCAUGGACUUGGAAAACUUGCCUUCCCCACGGAUCUUUGGCACACACUUCCACUACCACGCCAUGCCCAAGUCCUUCUAUCAAGUCAAACCCAAGGUUAUCAAUGUUCUGCGGAAUCCCAAAGACAUCUUAGUAUCAGCUUUUCACUACUAUGGGAAUGUGGAAUAUCAUGCUAAUCCAGGCACGCUAACCGAGUUUCUGAACAAGUUCCUUGAAGGCAACGUUCCCUUCGGUUCCUGGUUCGAUCAUGUGAAAGGCUGGUUGAAUCCUGAGGACAAAUCGCACAUUUUGUACCUGAGCUUUGAGGAGAUGCUGCAGGCUCAGGAUCUGCGACAGGAGGUCAGGAGGACAGCUGAGUUCUUGGAGAAGCCGUUGGAGGAGGAGGUGAUCGACAGAAUCACAGACAGAUGUUUGUUCAAGAACAUGAAGAAACACAACAACAAAGCACCUUCAGACCUCGAUCAUUCUAAAUUUUUCAGGAAAGGAAUAGCUGGUGACUGGAAAAACCAUCUAUCAGAGGAGGACGCACAGCACUUUGAUUGUGUAUAUAAAGACAAAAUGAAAGAUGUUGAUUUUAAGUUUGCGUGGGAUUAAAAUGUUUUGCACUCCAAA